GAUUUGUGAAUAUAACCAAAAUAAACCUCAAAAUGCCUAAAAUUAAGAAGGAUAUCGAUAAACUGAAGCAUCCAAACAGUAGAAAAACGUUAAAGAUCAUCAGCAAAAUCAAGAAACACGAGAAAAAGGAUCAGAACAAAGUAGGAACACACAUAAAACAAAACUUAAUCGGUGAAAAGAUUCUUUGGUUUAAAGAGAGGUUACCAGAAGACUGUGUGGUUUUAUCGAAAGAACAGACUUUGGAACUGAUAGAGGAGUAUUUGGCGCGGUUUGACGAGGAGUUGGAGCAGAUUGCAUUAAAGAAUUCUGUAGGACAGAGGAGAAAUCGUCAGCAUGCUAGUAGGGAGGAUAUUAUAAAUAUUACAAAGAAACAGGAACAUGAAGAGUUUGAAACUUGUGGUAUAGAGAUGCCUGACCUCCUAGACCGGCAGCAAAUGGAAGUAUUGAGGAAUUGGAAUGGGGAAUUACGGUUUUUACAGCAUUUUAAGCUCAGAAGAAUAGCAAGGAAACAUUUAAUAUAGUAUUAAGAUUAGCUACUGUGUUUUAUUAUUUAACUCGUUGAGUACUGUCAUUAUAAACACAAUUAAAGGACAAUAGGUUGCGGUCACCGGUGACCGCUCAGUGUUUGAUAGUUUAAACCCUUUAGAGACUGUUUGGUAUCAAUUCACCUGCAUAUUGUAAUAUAAUGUUUACUGUGUAUUCUCUGUCUUACAUAUGCUAACACUCAAUUUCAUAACAUUUUGCAAGAUACUGUAACCUUAUUAUAGAUUAUCAAAGAGUAGAAAUGUUUUAAAUUUGACUUCUAUUUCUAGAGUUAUUACACAAUCAUUAAUAUUCUUGUGAAUUAAAAACAUGCAGGGUGUCCCUAUAGUCGACAAUCAAAUGGCACCAGGUGAUUGGCUAUUCUUUUCUAACUAAAGCAGUUGGUUCAGAAUUUAUGAUUCCAUAAUACUGAAGCACUAUUCAGGAUAAU
This is a messenger RNA of Spodoptera litura, 973 nucleotides long. RefSeq names its product translation machinery-associated protein 16 homolog. Lineage: Eukaryota; Metazoa; Arthropoda; Insecta; Lepidoptera; Noctuidae. The record is from RefSeq and is a predicted model, not a curated record. Gene Ontology annotation, cellular component: nucleus.